This is a messenger RNA of Planococcus citri (citrus mealybug), 5276 nucleotides long. Its product is annotated as arylsulfatase B-like. The transcript is spliced from 10 exons. Lineage: Eukaryota; Metazoa; Arthropoda; Insecta; Hemiptera; Pseudococcidae. The record is from RefSeq and is a predicted model, not a curated record. Bases 572 to 2038 code for a protein of 488 amino acids.
CUGUUUUUUUAUUUCUUUUUAUUUGCCGAUUGUCGUGACAUUUGGUGUCAUUUUUAUCUGGUGUAGGUGAGACCCGAUGGAAAAUUUAUGGCUUCCGAAGUAGUAUGUUGGUUUGGGUGAUUGUGAAUUUGUUGGAUGAUUUUUUGCUUAUUUUCCGAAAGUGUUUGUGUGAAUAUGUAUUGGAAAUAUUGAAAUUGCCAAUGUGUGUAUCAGUGAAGAUAAGCUCGAAAGUUGUUGUAGCCUGUUGAUCGAAUAAAUCCACACCAUUUUCAAUAUGAUAACUGAUAAGUUUUGAACUGCAAAAAUUAUUUAAAAUGUUGCAACAGAGAUACUUACCUACGUAUUAUUACUGCAUGUUAUCAAAACUGUGUUCUAUUUUCUUUGUUUCAGGUGAGUGUUGAAUUCUCAUCCUAAGAAUUGAUGUAAUAACGAUCAGAAAGGAUGGAAUGAUGUCAGUUUCCAUGGUUCAAAUCAAUUCCUUACUCCGAAUAUAGAUAUUUUGGCAUACAGUGGCGUAAUCUUGCAUAAUUACUACACCCUAACAGUAUGUUCGCCUUCACGUUCAGCCCUUAUGACUGGAAUUCAUCCUAUCCAUACAGGGAUGUAUCACAGUGUUAUACACGAUGGCGAACCUUUUGGUCUUCCUUUGAAUUUGAAAAUACUGCCCGAAUACCUGAAGGAACGUGGCUAUCAAACUCGAGCUGUUGGUAAAUGGCAUUUGGGAUUUUAUAAAGCGGCUUAUACGCCCAUACAUAGAGGAUUCGACUCACAUUUCGGAUAUUGGGGCUCUCAUUUGGAUUAUUAUCGUCACGACGCUGCAGAAUUUCCGGUAUUACAAUCUAUUGGGUACGAUUUCCGAAGAGACAUGAAUACCACUUGGGAUUACAAAGGGCAAUACGCUACUGAUCUGUUUACUCAAGAAUCUGUCGAUAUCAUUAAUUCGCAUAAUGUUUCCGAACCACUGUUUUUGUACUUGGCUCAUUUGGCUAGUCACGCGGGUAAUCCUCGACAUCCUCUUCAAGCUCCUGCAGAAAUCAUCAAAAAAUUGAGUUACAUUGAAGAUAAAAAGAGACGCACGCUUGCAGCUAUGGUUUGGAAACUGGACGAAUCGGUUGGUAAAGUUGUGCAAGCUUUGGCCAGCAGAAAUAUGCUCAACGACACGAUUAUAAUUUUCACUACUGAUAAUGGUGGUCCAGGUGCUGGUCAAGAUGGAAAUUACGCCUCCAAUUGGCCUUUGAGAGGAAUGAAAGCUACCUUGUGGGAAGGUGGAGUACGUGGAACUGCAUUUGUCUGGAGUGCUGAUCUUCCACAUUCCAGAGUAUCGCAUGCUCUUAUGCAUGUUCAAGACUGGCUGCCAACGAUACUUGGAGCUGUGGAUGAAAAUAUUACCAGUGAUUUGGUUCUACCGAAAGGUAGUGUGGGAUUAGAUGGACGUAACAUGUGGCCAGUCUUGAAAGGUGAUAAAGAAUCAGAAUACAAUGAACUCAUCAUACAACGAGAUCGCGUCAGUGGUCAGUCCGCCCUACGCAAAGACCAAUGGAAAUUAAUAAAGUUUGGGAAGAAAAAUAACUGGAAUAAAUGGUACGGACCAAGUGGCCGUAAUAAAACCUAUUCGUCAUAUAAUGAGACUGCUGUAAAGGAUAGUUUGGCUGGUACGGCUCUAUCUGGAAGCAAUUUCGAAAUUCCAACAGACGAGCGAAUAUCCGAAUUACGUGUCAAUGUCACAAUCUCGUGCAAGUAUUGCAAUAAUAGUACAAAUGGAACUAAUUGUACCCGAUGCGUUGUUUCCAAGAAUGGAAUGUGUCUCUUUGAUGUAUUCCAAGAUCCGUGUGAGAUGAAUAAUCUGGCUGAUAAAUACCCGCGUAUUUUGACCAAUUUAAAUGAAACAAUGUCCAAGUAUAUUCCAGUUCCACCUAGAAACAGAUUAGUUGAUCCCAGAGCCGAUCCUAGUCUUUGGAAUUAUACGUGGGUGAACUGGAUGGAUUACGUUGAAAAAUUCACGCAUGAAGUAAAGAUAAAUGUGAAAUUGCACGCAUAAUUGAAGGUGCAGAAGUACGUGCUGAUUGGGGAUUUUGGAUGCUUGAAAUCGCAGCUUGGCAUUUUUGGAAGAAGCGACCAGUAUUCCAUUAUCGGUUAUAUGAAUUUUGACUACCUAUAGAUUUACGUAAAAAUAUAAAGUUGAAGUUUAGGUCUUGAAAUGGUUAAUAUAAUGAAGUUAAGCAAUUAAAUUUUUUGACAGAAUUACUCAAGAAUAUGCCACAGACUGAUUCGUUUAAAAAAUUUGAAACGAGUCCAAAUCAUCAAGCUGCUUUCAAAAAUUUGUCAAAAAGUCCGAAAAUCAUCAAAAAUUACUCGUAUUUUAUUGAAAUUUGCAAUUUUUUCAAUUUCGAUGGAAUUGUGCUAGAAUUUAUGUACUUGGUGAAAAUUUGUUGAAACUUUUUGAAGAAAAUUUACUCGUAUGUAAUCAAAAGAAUAAUUAAUUUCCGAAUUCAGCCCCUUGAAAGUUGAAAGUGGUACUAAUGAACACGUUCUCACUGAGCUGAUUGAAUUGAAGGUAGUUAUGCCCUGCCACCCUCCACCCCCUCUCCCCCAAUAAUUGGGGAUAGGGCUGAUGAAAAAAAUGGAAAUAUGAUGUGCCAAAUUUUGGUUUUGGGACCAAACUGGUUUCAAUAUUUCUGUAUCCAUAUCAUGUUUUAAACCGUUUGAAUUUUUUCUCAUCCCCCUCCCCCACAGUGGGCUGUGAGCACCCUCAAAACGGGCGUAAUUCAAAAACUUACAAUAAACCUAACAACAAUUGUAAAAUGAUAUCCUACUUUAUGUUUUUGGGGUCGCAGAAUACGAAUUUGACAAUAUUUUUUUGUAGGGGUAUUGGAGGGGGGGGGGGGUGAGGGGGCUCAAAAAUUCAAAAUUUGACUAUAAUGACGGGUGAUAUGUCGAAAUGUAUGUUUUCGAGGGUGUAGAUCACGAAUCUGACAAUAUUUUUUUCGUUGGGGUGAAUGGUGGGGGAUGAAGGGGGUAAAAACGGCGAAAAAUUCAAAAUUUGACCAUAAUGAUGUGUGAUAUGUCAAAAUAUAUGUACCAAGUAUGAAUAAUUCAACUGAAAGUAAGUACUUUCCAUCAAUUUACUAGAUUUUAGUUUUUAUAAAAUAAUUAUAGAGAUAAAAUUCAUCUUAAAAUCCCGUUUUUCUCCUACUCGGCUGCAUAAAUUGGAAUAGAAAAAAUUUUCUCACGCAGAUGCAUGGGAAAUUCCAGUGGCUGGUUUAACUUGAGAUUGUGUAUUUCAAGAUGUCAAUUGCCAUUUUUGACCGAAAGUGACCCAAUGACCCACACAGUCGAUUGAAGUGAAAAAUCAUAGUGAAUUUUGUUUAAAAGUUACAAAUUUUUCUCUUACUGGGACUUUCGGGGCUCCCCAACAAAAAAUUCUUCAUCCCCCACCCCUCACCUCUUCUACACCCCGAAAACGUACAUUUUGACAUAUCACACAUCAUUAUAGUCGAAUUUUGAAUUUUUCGCCGUUUUCAUCCCCUUCAUUCCCCCACCAUUCAUCCCUAUGAAAAAAAUAUUGCCAGAUUCGUGAUCUACACCCUCGAAAACAUACAUUUCGACAUAUCACACGUCAUUAUAAUCGAAUUUUGAAUUUUCAUCCCCUUCAUCCCCCACCAUUCACCCCUACGAAAAAAAUAUUGUCAGAUUCGUGAUCUACACCCUCGAAAACAUAAAUUUCGACAUAUCACACGUCAUUAUAAUUGAAUUUUGAAUUUUUCACAGUUUUCACCCUGUUCAUCCCCCACCAUUCACCCCUACGAAAAAAAUAUUGUCAGAUUUGUAAUCUACACCCUCGAAAACAUACAUUUCGACAUAUCACACGUCAUUAUGGUCAAAUUUUGACUUUUUGACCCCCCUCACCCCCACCCCAUAUCCCAACAAAAAAAUAUUGUCGAAUUCGUAUUCUGCGACCCCAAAAACAUAAAGAAAGAUAUCAUUUUACAAUUGUUUUUGGUUUUAUUGUAAGUUUUCGAAUUACGCCCGUUUUGAGGGUGCUCACAGCCCACUGUGCCGCCCCCCCCCCAUAUAUGAGGAGGUGGAUAGCAAAACGCAAUAACUCCAAAAUUACGAAAAUUGAGUUUGAUAUCUAUCCUUAUGUAAAAUUCAACGGGGAAUCCAUUCCCGGUGUCAGAUUUUGUCCAUCAGUUGAAUAUCAUAGCGCAAUCGAGGAAAUUAAGUCUGAUUUUAGAGCUAAAUGCAUUGAAAAAUGAGAUUUUGUUUGCAAAACGCAAUAACUCCACUACUUUUUAUACAUUUCAGUUGCGCAGAUGUGGUAACACUGUUUUUUUUCAUCGGGUGGGUACUGAAAAUCGUUGGGUAGGAGUUACUUAAAAAAAUGGUGCUUUCGUUGCCACUCUCUGAAUGCCAUAUCACACACAGGAAUUGUUUGAAUUUCACAUUCCAGUUUUUCAAUUGUUUUUUAUCGAAAAUUCUCGAUUAAACAUCAAUUUUUUCAAAUAAAAAAUACGUUUUUUUUGCAGAAAAACACCAAAAAAAAAAUUUUGCGUUCAAAACGCAAUAACUUUUUUUUCUUUUCCUCACUGUGCUUACCCAGGUGACCGAAAUUUUGAAAUUGAGUGGAAAUUUUAUUUGUGGCACCUUCCCCUUUCAUUUGACACCAAUUUCGGAACUCAACCCCCCACCCUUCCCCUCCUGACAAUUUUUCCUAAUUUCCCAAAAAAACCAAAAAUGGAGUUAUUGCGUUUUGCUAUCCACCUCCUCAUAUGUAUUAGAGAGAAAUCUUUCAAAAAUACUCAUAAAUACUCAGUAGCUACAAAAAAUGUGAGAAAAAACUACCACAAGUACAUAUUUUCUUCAAGGUAUAAUAAUUUGUGCAGUACACUUUCUUUUUUAGGUAUAGAGGUCGCAAAUUUUUGUGUAAUGAGGCCAUCCUCAAAAUUGAAUAUGAUUUUUCAAAUUUUAGGUGCCCACGUGUAAUGUUUCCAUGUCUUUACUUCAUGUUCAAGUAAUCAUUAAAUAAUAUUAUCUACUUUUGUAAUUGUUUCCCAUGUGUAGUUCAUUAAGAAUAUUUACUAUCUAAGUCGCCAUGUUUCUUCAGAAAGGUGCAAUAAUAUGAAACUGCUGAAGGUGACAUUUUGUUCAUUGCCAACCAGCAUACAAACUUACAAACUCAAUUUUUUUUCCGUUACAAAAAUUUAUACUGUAUUAAGUAUUCAUAUCUGAUGUGAAAAAAACCAAAAUGUGUUUGUUUAAAAAAAAAUCUUGCCGAA